AUGGUAGUAUUCAGGACAUUUGUCGUCACCCUUUGGGCAGUCAAGCGAGCUAUCUACACAUUCAGGAUCUGCGACGACAAUCCCCGCUUCACUUCGUACAGGGCCGACGAGGUCCUUGGUCGGAACUGGUUUGGCCAUGUGAAUUAUGAAGACCCUCACUUCAAUGUUGGCUUGCCAGUCUUCAGCAUUCAUGGAAAUCAUGAUGAUCCUGCUGGAGUGAACAAAAUUGCUAGGGAUUCCGACACCUUGAAAUGCGAGGAGGAGGAUCUAAUUCUUAAAGUCGGCGAGUGUUUGGAGGAACGCGUUAAGGAACGUUCUGUACAUCCCAGUGACACCCCACAUGGAACAUCCAGUGCACCUUCUGUGGAGGCUGCUAGAAAUAGGAGUGCUGCAGGAAUAGGAAGCACAGUUUCUUUUAGCGAUGAUGAGGACACAGCAGAGAUACUCGGCUCAAACUCUGCCACCAGAGGCCGGAAAGGAUCAUUGGGAGUUUCUAGAUCCUCCCGUGCUACUUCAGAUCUAGGAAGAAGGAAAACUUCUACAAGAGGAAGGGGCAGGGGAAGAGGAUUUGCUAAUUUGAAGCAAACUACUCUUGAUUCAGCUUUGGUAUCUCGCCAUCGUGAAAGGUUAGUAGCGGAUGUAGUCAUGAACUUGAGCUUACGGAUUAAAGUUGUCAAACUCCAAUGUCCCAUAUCCUGAAUCAACUAGCUAAAGAUUAUUUGCAUUCUCAAGUGAUCUGGCUUUGCAAUUGAAGUGCUUCAGGGAAAUAAUAAGCAUUAGCGUCUGGCAUAAUAUGUGGAUACGGUAGGCUCUCUGAUAGUGAUGAUUUGUCUGUAUGGAUUAAAUUAAAAUAUGGUAUUUUCAAAUGGCAAUCUGGAUAGUCAUUUGUUGAGAUCGUUAAAUUGAAUGUGCAGAGCUUUUGUACUCAGAGAACUUGGAUAGAGUGCAAUGUAGUAAUCUGUGGACAAACUAAUACCUGGAAAAGUGCCAGCAUUAUAGCAUAUAAGUUAUAGCUCGCUCACUGUGUGUGUAUGUGUAUGAUGACCGGCUUCCUAUGGCUUAAAUUAAGCCUUUGAAAGAACAAGGAUGUGAAAUUGACUGAUGUCCGUAAGCAUCUGUAUUGAGUCUGCAAUACCCCCAAAACUUCUUGUUUACAUGGGUUUUUAACUUUAAAUGACGGGAUGCCUUUCUUGCCGCCAGUGGUUUAUAAAGCCAUGUAUAGGGAGGGAGAGAUGUUAAUGUUGAUGCCUAUAUCCCUGUGAGUCCUAGGAGCUCAUCUCAAUUCCUCAUCUCCUCUCUCUCUCUCUCUCUCUCUCUCUCUACAUCUGUUGAGACCUGAGACCCCACAAGUGGUGGGUUGCUCUGCAUCUGGAUCUCCCCAAGAUUUGAAGCAGAGAGGUGUCCAAGGCUCUCCUCUCUCUCUCUCUCUCUCUCUCUCUCUCUCUCUCUCUCUCUUCAGAGUCGAGUGAGGUACUUUCUUGAAACACGGUCACUCCUCCUUUUCCUGACUCCUGUUCUUGUUCUUGCUCUGUUUCGCAACUGUUCAUUUCCUUCUUUGGUACUUUGCUUUUCUUCUUCCUUCUCUGUCGCACGUAACGCAGAUCCCGUUGACAUUUGACCCCACCUUCGUCCAUUUCGCUCUUCUCCGUUCUCUUCCAAAGUAAUUCGCAGAGGAUCUGGUUGUUCUUGGGUGUAAACUUCGUUUCUUGUUCUCUUCUUGAUCCUAGCUCCGCAAAUUCAGUUGACCAGUCAUUGCUUAUCACAGUUAGAUUUUGUUUGAGCAAGGACUAGAUGGAUCGUCACAAAUUUACUGAUUCUUGGGUGGUAUCCUCAGAUUUAGUUGCCCCUCGGCAACAGAGUACUAUCACUUCGAUUGCACUCUGCAUUCUUUAUGUUUCCUGUUUCUGGUCAGAAAUAUAGUGAAGUCACCUUUCCUAUUCUUUCCCUGGACCCCGCUACUAAUAAAGAUGUUCACUUAUUAAAAUAUCCCAUAUAUGUAGGCCGGGAACAGAGGAAGGGGUCAGAUUUAUCCCGAUGGGAGCAAGAGUAACAAUACAGUUUAUAAUUGGUUUGCUAAUUAGGUUCUGCUUUAGUCAAAACUCAGGUGGAUGUGACGCUAUAUACUUUGGUGGGCGUCCAUUUCAAUGAAGAUCUUUCGAGUUCUAACUUUUCCUUUUGUUGCCUGUUCUCUUUUAAUUGUGAGUUUUUCUUGUUGAAAGUCAACAGUUAUUCUGAAGAGAGAACAUCAAUGAAUAAAAGUAUUAUCAACAGCUGAAUUGGGGAAUGCCUCUCAUCUCAAGGAAUUAUGAAAUCACAUGAAGCGCGUCCAAUUAGUUUGCUUUCCUUGAUUAUCUGU
Messenger RNA from Eucalyptus grandis, 2356 nucleotides. RefSeq names its product double-strand break repair protein MRE11-like. Gene Ontology annotation, cellular component: Mre11 complex. NCBI's taxonomy places the organism in Eukaryota, Viridiplantae, Streptophyta, Magnoliopsida, Myrtales, Myrtaceae. The transcript has 7 exons. The record is from RefSeq and is a predicted model, not a curated record. Gene Ontology annotation, biological process: double-strand break repair via nonhomologous end joining; telomere maintenance; double-strand break repair via homologous recombination. Bases 1 to 699 code for a protein of 232 amino acids.